AUGUCCAUCUUCCAGAUCUCUUCUCACAACUUGGACAAGCCAAACCGACUGAGCAUGGCGCAAACUCGUGCUCCGAUGAAGAAUAGACAGAAGUCCAGGAGCGGUUGUCGGACGUGCAAGAUCAGACGCAAAGGGUUCGAAUGUCCUGGCUAUCAGCAGCGUCUGCAGUGGUCUACCAAGCACGAAGUUGCUCUUCCAGCCAAGCCUCUUGAGCCAGAGAAUUUUACACAACUUGUCACCGCCGCAUCCGCCUCCAUUGCCCCAUCCAAGGAAAAACCACCGUUGAGUGAUGUCCAGAAUCAUCCCAGGCCUACUACCAAAGCGCCUGCUGCUCAGACACCGCCUGUAAACCAUGCAGAGACACCACCGCCAUCAGCAUCUUUCUCGACGCCAUCUAUAUUCUCUUCGCCCCUACGCUUACCCGGGACUCCUGCCGAAGAACAAGAUGGCUUAUACUCUCCGAUCACUACACAAUGCUCUCAAGACAACCGUACCUAUUCCCAAUCCAGUCAAACCUUGGCUCUCACCCAACCAGUCGUGGACAUCCGCUCCUUCCUCAUCGAACACUGGUUCAAAUCCGUUUGCACCUCUUGGUCCGCCUACGACUCCGCCUCUAACCCUUACCGCCGUCUAACCUCCGUCCUCUGGAACUCCUCUCCGCCCGUUUUCUACGCUCUGCAAAGCAUAUCCGCUGCAUCUCUAGUUGAAAAGCUUCCGGCCGUUAUGCGCGAGACAGCCCGCAUGGCGCCCCGUCUCGCAACCGAGGCCAUCAAAGCCGAGCUCGUCAGCUUCUUCAACGGCCAGCACUGCGCCGUAUUUCCGCGUGGCCUUUUGCUUUCGCUCUUCUGCAUGAGCUCGUCCAUGUGCUGGAUGGAAGCCCGGCAGCUGGGACAGCAAUAUCUCCGGCAAGCUCGGGGCGUCCUGCAAGCCCUGAACAGCUGGACGUUGAGUCCUGAAGACCAGGAACUGCUUGAUUUCUUCAACGGCUGCCUCAUCUACGAAGAGAUGCUGCGUAGCGUGGUAAGUGACGACGAGGACGACUUCCGAAACAUGCUCAGCUGGCCGGACCCGCCUCUACCCACGGGCCAAGGCACUCUCAUCCCGUCGACACCCCACCCCUGGACAGGCGUCUCAGCGGACGUGUUUCGAUUAUUUGGCAAAGCCAUCGCGCUGUGUCGACGCUCGCGCAGUCGAUGGCGACAUAACGACGGGACGACGAUGCGGGUCCUGCAGAGCGCAAUGAAAGAUAUCGAAGAAGCUACCCGCAUCGAAGAGGCGCUGUUGGCUAUUGACGUACCCGCCGACGGCGACGGCGACGACCACGGCGAUCCUACCUCUACAGAUCUAACCCGUAACGGCAGACACACCGAUAACACCACCACUACCCCCAAAUAUAACACAAGACCUCUGCCUCGCCACCGAGACCUACCGCCUUUGUUCGCUCCUGCAACUCUAUGA
Messenger RNA from Sordaria macrospora k-hell, 1458 nucleotides. RefSeq lists its product as uncharacterized. Gene Ontology annotation, biological process: positive regulation of transcription by RNA polymerase II. Gene Ontology annotation, cellular component: nucleus. NCBI's taxonomy places the organism in Eukaryota, Fungi, Ascomycota, Sordariomycetes, Sordariales, Sordariaceae. The record is from RefSeq and is a predicted model, not a curated record. Gene Ontology annotation, molecular function: DNA-binding transcription factor activity; transcription cis-regulatory region binding.